AAAAGCACUUAUAUAAAGAAAGUCAUCUUAUCUAAUGUCAUCAAGCAAAGACACAAAACAGUGUGCUUGAAAAUCGUUCCUAGAAUACUCGCUGAAAAUGAAAAUAGAAUUGAAUGAUAAGGAUAUAAUUAUAAAUAAGGAGAGCGCAGUAAUAUCAUACUGCAACAAGGGGGCGCCCCACCCUAAAUAAUGUAAUGUACCCCACGUGCACGAAACAACGCGUUUGUCUAUUAAACAAGCAUAAAUUCUAAACGUUUUGUGGUCAUUAUUGGUUUUAUGCGUAUGGGAAAAUAUUAAAAGUCAGAGAAGGUAUAAUGUGUGGGGGUUAGGGCAGUGUGUAGGGUGUAAUGUGAUAAGGAAAAGGCUGCCUCAGGCGGGUAAUGUGGCGGGAGGCCUGCGCGCGCGCCCUCGUUUAGCGCCUUUCCGCCAGGCUUGGCGCGUGACUUCACCAACGGCUUCAUCUUAUAGACCGCAAUGUCUAGAGGCCUACUUGUGUCGAAAAACAACGCUUUACACACACACACACACACACACACACACACGAAGACUUAACACCGGCAGGUCCACUGCAUGUAAAUACAAUUGUGAUCAUCACAAACAUCACAGAAACAAACUGAUGGUUGAAGUAACACAGCCUAUAGUGUUAAGUGUGACAGUGUUGUGUCUCCAUCUGGACAUCGCUCUUAAUAUGUGGAGAAUGUCUUCAUAUAGCUAAAGCACUGAAUUGAAGUGCGUGAGUGUGGUGCAUCAUGUUAAAAAAGCAGGAGCGCUGCUUCAUGGGCCGUCACUGAGCUUCAUCCUCUCCUUCAUGAGCUUCAUUACACCUGGAAUUCUGAAAUGAUUAAACCUAUUGAUUGUCAAACUAAUGUAUUCUGACACAAGUAUCCCGGACUCUUUUGUGCGGGUUUUGUGUGUGUGUGUGUGUGUGUGUGUGUCUGAGCGCGCUUGUUUUCUGGUAAAGACACUCCCCUCGGUGUAUUUUCUCCACAGCGAGAUACGCGACACUCGCGGUUCGGUGAGCCAAUCAGAGCGCGAGCGCUUUUAAAGGGCCGUUAAGAGCGCACGCGACCGUUUUAAAGUCUGUCUCAGUUUCCUGCAUUGUGGACCAUGACACUUUGGACGUGCUAGUCUUGAGCUGGAUCUAAUUUCUUUCGAAGAAGAAUGGAGUGAGUGAAUUUCAAGCAUCACGACUUCGGCUUUGCUGCUCCUCUCCUCCAGAGUGUUGCACUUGUUGCGCUUCCUCCGUCUCCAUCUAACGGACUAGCACUCAUCCAUCCAGGGAAGGGGCUUCGCAACAGGUUCACAUUUCCCCCAUCGCAGAGGUGUAAGGUGCAUGUUUUUAGGGCUCUUGAUCCGAAAUCCGAGACGCAUUUAAAGAAAAGGCGAUCGUGUCCCGAUUACGAUGCCCGUGUUGACGAGUCCAGAGAUCGCCAAGAAGUUCAAGGAGAAAUGGAUGCUGCUGCAUCCGGAGGAUCAGGAGGACGCGGGCGGCGCUGUGAGCUUUGAUGACAGUCUCACGAGCCUGCACUGGCUGCAGAACUUCUCCAUCAUGAGCGCGGCACCGGACAGAGCGCCCGGUUUCGGCUGGCGACCGCAGCAGCUUCUGCACCCACCGGGUGGCACUGAGUCUCCCUCCAGCCCUCCUGCAGGUGACACGGCCGCCUCGGGCACCGCACACACUCCCGGAAACCCCGCCGCCACCUGCAGCAAGCUGGCCGGAGCGAGCGCCUACACGCCGCUGUACGGGCACAGCGGAGCUCAGCCGCAUGAGGAGGUCGAUUAUAAAAGCAACCCGCAUGUGAAACCGCCAUACUCAUACGCCACGCUCAUCUGCAUGGCCAUGCAAGCCAGCAAGAAGACCAAAAUCACCCUGUCCGCCAUCUACAGCUGGAUCACCGAGAACUUCUGCUACUACAGACAUGCCGAGCCCAGCUGGCAGAAUUCAAUUCGCCACAACCUGUCUCUGAACAAGUGCUUUAUGAAGGUCCCCAGGCAGAAGGACGAGCCGGGAAAGGGAGGCUUCUGGCAAAUCGAUCCCCAGUAUGCAGACAUGUUUGUGAAUGGGGUCUUCAAAAGAAGACGAAUGCCUGCCACAAAUUUCAGCACCCAGAGACAAAACAGAAUUCUGUCCUCUUGCUCCCCUUACAGCCCUCAGUUCAACCCACACAUGGGCAUGGAUCACUACCAAGAACAUGUAGCAGGAAACAAACGCAAACAGGCCUGUCCCAAACGAGGGGGCAAACUGGGGAGAAUGUCCCAGUCCCCCUUGUUAGCGAGCGAGAUCAAAACAUCAGAUGUGCUCCGAGGAGAUUUUGACCUGGCCUCAGUGUUUGAUGAUGUCCUCAGUGGAAAUGGCAGCACGUUUGAGGACCUGGACAUCAACACUGCUCUGAGUUCCCUUGGCUGUGAGAUGGAAGUGCCCUCUCAGAACCAGCAUGCAUCCACUGUGUCCAAAUGGUACAGCAACGAGGACGAGCAAGCUUGUGCUUACUUGGAAAUGAGCAGCAUGAUGGGAUGUAGCAUGGAAGACUUUCAGCGCCAGCAGCAGCCGCAGCAACAGCAGUUACAAACCCAUCAGCAAUAUUAUGAGGGACUGGCACUGUUUUCAGACCUGCCUCAACAGCAGCAACCCUGGGAGGUUAAAGAGGAGGCCCAGGCCAUUCCUCUGUCUCUGGAUCAGGGCUACGGGCUGUGUGAAGGAUUUUUUUCUGAGAUGCCUAUGUGGGAGAGGGGAGAGGUGUUUCUCUGAACCCAUGCACUCUCACUGCUGGUCUACUGGCCUGGUGACUUUUGUUUUGCUACAUUAGCAUAAUGAAUUGUUCAAGAAAUACUGUGUAAUUAUACUUUUUAAUUUCUUUGGAUUUUUCCCUGAGUAUCUAUGCUAAAAUGUUGAUAAUUAUCCUUAUUCUUUUUUGAAGACUUUUAAAUCAUGGUUGGAUUCAGUAACAUGCUAAUGACUACUGUGGAACAUAUCAAAUUAGUGGCAAAUUUUGCGUAGAUAAAUCAAGUUAAAUCUAUAUUAAUUUUAGUUCACUUGAUAUUUAGAUAUGGUCAUAAUAUGAAUAGGUGAUAUUUUUACAUCUUUAAAUAAAUAAAUAAAAAUCAGAUAUUGGAUGGGAAGGGGAUGCAACAAGCCAAAGUGCUUUGCAGAAAUAUUCUUCAGAAAUCCAGCACAAGCACUUUGAGUCAGUGUUUCAGUUUUAUUCCUAUAUAUCAACCUUGUAAUUUAUUUGAUAAAAUGUGAGAAAAUGUGGUUUCAUUCUUUCUUUCUUUUUACAAUUCCUUUCUUUUUUACAUAAGCUGUUUUAAAAUGCCAUUGUCCUGAUUUUUUUAAUUAAUUGUUAGGAGCAAUAUCAUGUUAAGGCAAGGACUGUUUUAGAUUUGUAUUUGUAUCGAGUUACCUAACAUGCAACUUGAAUCUAAUUAUAUUGUGUACUUGAAUAAAAGGAUCAACAAUCUCUGCAAGUUGUGGUGUAAUUAUAUGUCAAACAGUCCAGUGGUGUUUCAACCUUGGUGAUCAGUAAAAACAUUUAUAUACUGCACAACUGACCACACCUGGUUAAAAGGUAAGUCCCUGGGAUUACUGUAUGUCUUCAACUAUAUGAUAUCAUUUUAAAAGAGUCUAAACAGUUAAGCAAGGUAAAAUUUAUCCCCAACCCCUUGUUGUAAGGUUGGGAAAUCCACCAUUUACUAUUUUACUAGAAGGUUGUAGGUUCAAUUACCAGUGGCCUCCUCAUGUUUCUUCCACCCGAGCAUCUUUUAGGGGACAUUUAAAUAAAUAAAGUAUGAGCUUUAGGUGUGGGUGAUACUAAUGUCUUCUUUAUACACUUUUAUGGUUUUAAGGCAGCUUUCUGGGGUAUGUACUCUCAUCGAACUGAAAAGUGAGUUUUAAAACACUACAUUAUUAUAAUUUGGGAAUUUCCACUGUUCACAAAACCAGCUCAUUACAUUUUAAUUGUUUGGAUAUUGAUCACAGAGCCUGAGUCAGUCGCUCCAGUUGAACAUGAUGCCACACACAGGUCAUCAUCCUAUACCAGUUUCCCUGCUCUGUAGCGGUUCUUGUGUUUUACUGACAGAACAGUUUAUUUAUCGACAAGGACAAGGAGUGUGCAAAUAUGUUUCAGACAUGUCUGGACUGGCCCACCUUCUUCAAAUGACUUUCAGUUGCACCGAAUAAAUAACUGUAAUGC
This is a messenger RNA of Ictalurus furcatus (blue catfish), 4190 nucleotides long. RefSeq names its product forkhead box J1b (gene foxj1b). Bases 1403 to 2749 code for a protein of 448 amino acids. Lineage: Eukaryota; Metazoa; Chordata; Actinopteri; Siluriformes; Ictaluridae. The transcript is spliced from 3 exons. The record is from RefSeq and is a predicted model, not a curated record. Gene Ontology annotation, biological process: regulation of DNA-templated transcription. Gene Ontology annotation, molecular function: sequence-specific DNA binding; DNA-binding transcription factor activity.